AUGCUUCAGCCAGAAAGGCAGAAGAACCCCAAUCGAUGCAGACCCAAAUCUAAAGGAGGUUGCCUUCGAUGCAAGCAACGGCGACGCAGAUGUGAUGAGACAAAGCCCAGCUGCCAGGAAUGCUCGAGAAAGGGGUUCAGCUGCCCUGGCUAUCAGAAGAAACCUCUUGAAUGGCGAUACGUCUUCAAAGAGGAAGAGCAGCAAGAUAAAGACCAGGUAGUUCUCUCGUCUCCAGAAGAACUUCCAUCCUCAACUUUGUCAGAACAGGAGAAUUCAACCACCAAACGUAGCCAAACCAUCGACGCGGGCCACGCGAAAGAGUUGCAGGAACUCUGGGACGGCGCAAGUUCAACGCUAUUUGAUCAACUGCCGGACAUCGAUCCAUCUGUUGGUAGAUGCUAUAAACUCGAUUCAUUGCCAAACAAUGCAGCGACUAUCAAAGAUGCAGCAGACACGGAUGACAGUCUGGCGAUUCUGCGGCGACGAAUUGCGAACACACCCAUACCAUCCUUCCUGAUUCAACUGCCAGCCAUUUUGAUACAAUACUAUUUCGAUUAUGUGUGCAAGGCAUGGUCUUCUUUUGACUCCCCCUUGAACCCAUUCCGCCUCAUAGUUAGCCGUCUUUGGAGCCGGAAUGCGGCCAUCUACUAUGCGAUUCAAAGCAUGGCCGCGGCCUCACUGGCCAACGAUCUUCCGGGCAUGCGAACCAUUGGGAGACAGACCCAGCAGCAAGCCAUUGCCUGCCUGCGAAAUAACCCACGCAUUGGUACUUUACAUCGCGAUAACCAAGACGAUGAGUUAUUUUUGGCUCUUCUUAUGAUUGGAUUGACUACAGCAUGGCAUGAUGCUGCUGAUCUGGGGUUGGAAUACCUGAAGGAGGCAAAAGAUCAUCUCAACAAACAGCAGCAAAUGUGUCAAAGCCCUGAUUCACUCUUUGCUAAGCAGUAUCCAUUAUUUCAGCAGUGUCUCCUGUAUUGGAACAUGCUAGCUGCAUUUGUUGCGGAAGACUCUCUCCUUCUCAAUGAAGAAAGUGUCCUAGAGCGGCCUGAUCUGGAAACAUCUGUGUACCUCAUUGAUGGACAGACUCUUCCACAUCCCUGGACAGGCCCACUCUCCAAGGCACUAAGGUUGUUCUAUAAAACAGCCCGAGUUGUUCGAGCGGCCCGUAUCUGCCAUCGCACCCGAGUUGAUAACAUCGACUUGGCAACAUUUGAUUUCGACUAUCUAGUCGAAGAAAUUGAAUUGCGGCAGAAGGCCGAGCGCCUGGAGGAAGAUAUUUUAUUCACAGGUCUGUCAUCUUACUGUGGACCAGUAGACAUUGGUGAUACCAAUACGCCUCCAGCUCAUUUUAUAAUUCUGGCGGAGGCUUAUCGCUGUGCGGGUCUUCUACAGAUCUAUCAUGUCUUCCCAGACAUUCUUGAUGAUCGGCUGCGUCUCAACCAGAGACCUGAGGCAGAUACUCCAGCACUUUUCUCUGUCUUAUUCCCAGAAGAUUCCCCUGCCCAGUCCCCAGAAGAUAUGCGCCGCAUUUUAGCGCUGCACAUUGUGUCACUUCUUGACCAGCUUCCAUCCACAUCAGGAACACGCUUUAUGCAACUUGUGCUCCUGACUUGCAUUUCUAGCGAUCUUUUUUUUUCUAAUCAAUCGGUAUUCGGGCCGGGGGUGAACCCUCUCGCUUGCCUGAACACUCUGGACGUUGAUGUUGCCCAAGGAAGGCGGCGAGUCAAUACCCGAUUAUCAGAGCUUACCUUGAUUAUUCCCAAGUUACCCAUGCAACGUAUUUCGGGGAUUGUCCAUGAGGUUUGGGACAGGGCGGACUCGGGAUUGGGGAUAUACUGGCUUGACUUAAUGAUGGAAAGAAACCUUGAAACGAUAAUGGGAUAA
Molecule: messenger RNA, 1884 nt
Organism: Penicillium daleae
Lineage: Eukaryota; Fungi; Ascomycota; Eurotiomycetes; Eurotiales; Aspergillaceae
Product: Zn(II)2Cys6 transcription factor
Exons: 2
Coding region: 1-1884 (627 amino acids)
Biological process (GO): positive regulation of transcription by RNA polymerase II
Cellular component (GO): nucleus
Molecular function (GO): DNA-binding transcription factor activity, RNA polymerase II-specific; transcription cis-regulatory region binding; zinc ion binding
Source: RefSeq, a predicted model, not a curated record